GUGUGGUAAUUAAUAGGGAGUCAAGAGUCGGCCACGGCCAGGUUGUAGAGGUAACACGAUGUGAACCCCAUAGAGAGUGACCACUGUGUCAUUAUACUUUCUCCAAUGUUGCAUGCUGAGAUGUUACAGGUUCCGUCUCUUACCCAUCAAGAAUGCCCUACCAAUUGCCAGGACCAGUACGAAGGUGUAAUAUUUGUCAACGGGCAGUAUGUCAAUUUAGUCUCUUUCAUGGCAGCGCUCGACCCUCAAGCUCAGACCUUACGCUACCAUUUGUCCAUCUUCUGGCGAUUGGAUUUUUUUCAGAUGUUACCAUUGGUUCCUGAUGUAAAUCCAUGAUUCGUCUAGACUGACCAUGCAUGCAAAGCCAAAAUAAGAAUGCAUGCGAAGAGAAUAAACAACUGAAUACUUGUUAUUUGGUUACGUGACUCCUUGCUAAAACUAAUCUUAAAUAAGUAAGUAAAUUUGAGUUUGAUUU
Messenger RNA from Rubroshorea leprosula, 475 nucleotides. The record is from the annotation of a GenBank genome assembly. NCBI's taxonomy places the organism in Eukaryota, Viridiplantae, Streptophyta, Magnoliopsida, Malvales, Dipterocarpaceae.